Molecule: messenger RNA, 7303 nt
Organism: Micropterus salmoides (largemouth bass)
Lineage: Eukaryota; Metazoa; Chordata; Actinopteri; Centrarchiformes; Centrarchidae
Gene: ptprz1b
Product: protein tyrosine phosphatase receptor type Z1b
Biological process (GO): peptidyl-tyrosine dephosphorylation
Molecular function (GO): protein tyrosine phosphatase activity; protein binding
Source: RefSeq, a predicted model, not a curated record
UAUACGUGAGUCCGUUAUCCAACCAGCCAGCCAGCGAGCCAAACCCAGCCGAACCACACCGAGCCAAGCCGAUCCGAGCAUUUAGCCCUGCCACUCCACACAGAGGCAGCAGAGGAGGAACGAUGACCUGGUAGCGCAUCUUUACGCACCCGACCCGCCGUCAGUCCCUUAUAAACACACAUUCUGCCUCUCCGGCUUUAAUUCUCACGCCGAGACCAUGGAGACGGCAGUUACCAGGACCAAUAUUUUCAUCUCACUGCUGCUCCUUUUCAGCCAAAUAGUUGUAGCAACAGAGCCGCUGGUCAGAGGCCUGAGGAAACUCCCUGAAGAUAUUGAGUGGUCAUACUCAGGUACCCUGAACCAGCGCAUCUGGGGUAAGAAGUACCCGUCCUGUAACAGCGCCAGGCAGUCUCCUGUGGACAUCGACGAGAUGUUUACCCAAGUAAGGCUGCAGUACCAGAAUCUACAGCUCGAAGGCUGGGACAUACUAACGGCAGAGUCCAGCACCAUCCACAACAACGGGAAGACUGUGGCCAUCAGUGUGGAGGGAGAGUUUUUUGUGAGUGGAGGAGGGCUGAGCUCCAGAUUCCGUGUUGGUAGAAUCACCUUUCACUGGGGCCGCUGCAAUGCAACAUCAGAUGGGUCUGAGCACAGCCUGAAUGCGAUGAAAUACCCUCUGGAGAUGCAGAUCUAUUGUUAUGAUCCAGACGACUUCCAUAGUCUGGAUGAUGCUAUUAGGGAAGGAGGGAGGAUCGCUGCCUUGGCUGUGCUAUUUGAGGUCAGCUUGGAAGACAACGAGAACUUGAGUCCUGUUAUAGAGGCCAUCAACACUGUCAGCAGGUUUGGUAAGAGCGGGUCGAUGGAAGCUUUCAACUUGCGGUCCUUGCUGCCUAAUAACACAGAUAAAUAUUACAUCUAUAAUGGCUCACUAACUGCACCUCCCUGCUCUGAAAUGGUGGAAUGGAUCGUCUUUAAACAUACUGUGGCCAUAUCAGAAACACAGUUGGAGAUGUUUUGUGAGGUGAUGACGAUGGAGCAGGCUGGAUACGUGAUGCUGACGGAUUACCUGCAGAACAACUAGGAGCAGCAGCAGCAGUUCAUGGGUCAGGUGUUUGCCUCGUAUACCGGAGUGGAAGACGUGCUCACGCCCACCUGCAGCUCGGAGCCAGAGAACGUUCAGGCUGAGGCCCAGAACGACACAACCAUCGUGGUGACGUGGGAGCGCCCCCGCGUGGUUUACGACACAACCAUCGACUGGUACACCGUCACCUACCAGAGGCUGCAGGGCCGAGACCAGAGCAAGCAGGAGUACAGGACAGACGGGGACCAGGAUGUGGGUGCCAUCAUCUCCAGCCUGCUGGCCAACAGCAGCUAUGUGGUUCAGGUGGUUGCUGUUUGCACCAAUGGCCUCAGAGGACGAUGGAGCGACCAGAUUAUAGUAGACAUGCCGUUAGAAGACCCUGAAAGUGAUUCAGAUCCUGACGCUGUCACUAAAGAUUUAGAAGACAACAGGGAGGUACGACGGUCUGCGAAUCUGUGCCAGAUGGAAGAGCCAGAGAACCAGAAUCAGGUGGAUUUGUCUCCAGAGGACCACAGCCCCGUGGAGGAGAUCCCAGUGGAGCAGACCAGGGUCUACCAGAACCAUCCCCGAGACCAAACCCAAGAAAACCAGAACCUCCUGGUCCAGGUCAGCACCCGUUCAAGCCCGAAAACUCCCUCUGAGUCUGCCGUUCUACAGAAAACUCAACUCAACCAGAAUGCCAAAAGGAAACCGGGCCGGAACAGGUCUAAAGCUGAAAUGGAUCAGAACUGGAUUGACGAGGACCGGAGGAUGCGAACAGACCGACCAUUCACUAAAGCAGGCUUUGAUGGCAAUGGUGCAAUAUGGGUAACCGAGGUAACUGAGCGGCCGGGCUUCCUGUUUCCAGUUGCUCGGACAACUACCCUGCCGACAAUCCGCCGACAAAUCACAGAAGAAGCCUCGUUGUCAGUGUUGCCAAAUCAGUUAAAGAAUCAUGGUCCACCAGACCAAGCUGGUGAAAGUGGCCUCCCUUCUCCCCAGUCAGACCUCUACAGCCCUCCUGUGGAGGACAUCCAAGUUACAGACAUCUUCUAUGAAGACACAGUCUACAACUCUCCACUAGAAACCACCACCUCUGCUGAAACAGUCUCUGCUGCUGCGUUGCCAGGUGAUAAAGUGGACUCUGUCCCCCUGCUGUCCUCUGAAGACAGAGAUGCCCCUGACAACAAACCUCUACCAGAAACGAUUGCCUCAGUUUCGUCCACCCCAUCCCCUCUUUGGAUCACAGCAAGGGCGGCAACCGCCAGUAACACACUCGCUGAGUCAGUCUACAAGUCAUUGACCACCUCCUCUCUUCUCAUGGUACUGAUGCAUACAACCCAGCCCAUGUUUAACGAAGGCAGCAACAGCAGCCACGAGUCUCGGGUCGGGCUGGUCGGAGGUGUGGAGAGGGAGAAGAGGACAGUUGUUCCGCUGGCUGUUGUCUCCACUCUCACCAUCCUCUGUCUGCUGGUUCUAGUGGGCAUACUCAUCUACUGGAGAAACUGUUUCCAGGUGGCAAAUUUCUACCCAGAUGACAGUGCAUCACCUAAAGUCAUAUCUGCUCCAUCUACACCCUUGCUGCUGGCUUCAGACGGUCACGAGCCACUAACAGUGAAGCAGUUUGUGAGGCACGUCAUGGAGCUGCACACCACCAACACCUUCUCCAAGGAGUUUGAGAUUGUCAAAGAAUCCUAUGAGGAGGUGCAGGCGUGCACAGUGGACAUGGGCAUCACUACCGACAGCUCCAAUCACCCAGACAACAAAAGCAAGAACAGAUACAUCAACAUAUUGGCCUACGACCACAGUAGAGUCAAGCUCUCCAGCAGUUUGGACAGAGAUGGGAAAUGUGGGGACUACAUCAAUGCCAACUUUGUGGAUGGUUAUGAGAGAACAAGGGCUUAUAUCGCAGCUCAAGGGCCUCUCAGAGCGGGCAGGGAAGACUUCUGGAGGAUGAUCUGGCAGCAGAAUGUUGGAGUUAUUGUCAUGAUCACCAACCUCAAGGAGAAAGGACGGACAAAAUGUGACCAGUACUGGCCAGAGGAGAACCAGGAGGAAUACGGUCCAUACCAGGUGACCCUGAAAAGUAGCAAGACCCUCGCUUACUACACACUGCGGACGUUCACUGUCAGAGAUACCACAUAUAAGACAUCUCAGAGGAAGGUUGAACACACAGUCCUCCAUUACCACUACACCCAGUGGCCAGACAUGGGCGUCCCAGAAUACACUCUGCCUGUCCUGUCCUUCAUCAGAGCAUCCUCCCGGGCACGGACACAGGAGAUGGGACCUGUACUGGUACACUGCAGGUAGACUCUGUGUUGCCGGGUAGGAAGAACAGGAACCUACAUAGUGAUAGACAGCAUGCUGCAGCAGAUCCAGGAUCAGGGGACGGUGAACGUUCUUGGUUUCCUAAAACAUGUCCGGACGCAGAGGAACUUCCUGGUUCAGACGGAGGAGCAGUACGUGUUUAUCCAUGAUGCUCUGGUGGAGGCCAUUUUGAGCCGCGACACCUCGGUGACAUCGGACCUCCUCCACACUUACGUGUCUGACCUCCUGACCCCCGGGGCGUCAGGCAGGACACGCAUGGACAAACAGUUCAAGUUGAUCAGCCAGCGCCAGGCGAAGCACGCAGACUACAGCACUGCCCUGAGAGACGGCAAUGCUGAGAGGAACAGAGCCAGAGCUCUGAUGCCUGUGGAAAGAUCAAGAGUCUGUCUGACCGCUUCAGAAACAAAUGUCACAGGGUACAUCAAUGCCUCCUACGUCAUGGGAUAUCACCACAGUAAGGAGUUUAUAGUGAGCCAGACUCCUCUGAGCAGCACGGUGGCAGAUUUCUGGAGAAUGAUCUGGGAACACAACACACACACUGUAGUCCGUCUGCCAGACACACACUUUCAGAGUGAAGAGGGGGAGUCUUAUGUUUACUGGCCCAGUAAAGACCAGCCAAUGAGCUUUGAGGGGUUCACUGUCUCGUACUCGGGGGAGGAGCAUGUCUGUCUUUCCAAUGACGAGAGACUUUUAGUGCAGGACUUCACAUUGGAGUCUCCACUGAACAAUUAUGUUUUGGAGGUGUGUCAGUACAGCGCCACCUGCUGGCCCAACCCAGACAGUCCCAUCAGGAACAGUUUUGAUCUGGUCAACACAGUCAGAGAGCACAGCAGACAUUCAGAUGGACCUACAGUCAUACAUGAUCCGUUGGGAGGCGCUACAUCAGGGCUCUUCUGUGCCCUUACCACGCUUUCCAGUCUGCUAGAGGAGGAGGGAGCUGUAGACGUCUACCAGGUGGCACGAAUGACUAACCUCAUGAGGCCUGGUGUUUUUAAUGAUAUAGAGCAGUACCAGUAUCUGUACCGCGCUGUGCUGAGUCUGGUGAGCAGCCAGGAAGACCAGAGAGCCCUGCAGAGUCCAGAAACCAAUGGAUCUGUACCACUGGGACAAACUAACAUCGCUGAGAGCCUGGAGUCACUCAUGUAGACACACACACACACACACACACACACACACACACACACACACACACACACACACACACACCAGUGUAGACUGAGGUUCUGCCCAUCAUGUGAUGAGAGGAUGAACACAAUCAUUUCUGUGUCUGUGGUUCAUAGCUGCGUCCACUGUGCAUGCUAAUGCUUUAAGGUACACUAUGCUCAACAAUCAUUAUUCAAAUUACAGAAAUAAAACCCAAGAACACAGUAUAGUCCAGUAAAACGUCAAGUAAUCCAAAACAGCACUUUAGCUGUCUGAUACACAGUGACUACACCUGAAGGCUUUUUGCCAUUCACAGGUUGCUGUUUUUUUAUUAAAAAACAGGUGGCCACUAAACAGGACUGGCAGGUUUAGACAAGCCAUUUAAAUAACCUUGAUGUUUCAUACUGUCAGUGUUAGCAUGCGCAGCAGGCUAAGCUGCAAAAUCUGCUGGACACAGAGCGUUUUUCAUUUCAUGUAAAGUAACCAAACAUCUAUGAUAUGACUCAUCCUUUGAAAGAGAAAAGGCAACACUUUUUAAAAAGGAGUCCUAUUUUGGGGGUAACUAAUGGCUGUAUUAAUGGCUAAUAAAUCAUUUGCAAAUACUUUAUAGAUCAGUUAUAAUUCUUUAAAUAAACUAUGUUUGUGUUGCCAGGUUGCAGUUAUUUCUGGAAAAGGACUGCAGAAGAAAUGGAUCAAUAUCCAUUUAGUAACAUCGUAUUAAAAACUGCAGACUUGCUGAUUAAACCCUUUGUUAAUGGCUUGUUAACGUUUUAACUACAUACUUUAUUAGAAAGUGACUGUUUUUACAGUGUAGAAAGAACAAACACCAGCCAAUUGCAUUUUUUGGCAACCCAAUAACGGAUCUAUAAAGCAUUAGUAAAUAAUGUAUUACCCAUUAAUAAAGUCAUUAUUUACAAUUGAGAAGUCAUUUUAUAACCAUUUCUCUGCUUUUCCAACAAGAACCUGCAAACCUUCCAGCUGUGUAUCUGUUGCUGGUCAGCCUGGAGCCUAAUGCAGCAGACAGCCAGUAACCUUUUGUUGGCUUUCACUAAAAACUGAAUGAAAUAAACAAAUAAAAUUUAAAAAAAAACAUCAAAAAAGAAGUUCUACCUAAAAUGUAAUUGGAAAUAUUGAGAAAUUGGAAAAAUAAGAUUUUUCAAUGUGAUAGAAGGAGUGAGCUAUUUGAUUCCAAUAACACAUCUACCUUAAAUUCAUAACUUGUCUAUUUCUUUCUUUAACAUUUCUUUCUCUUAUUUGUCGCUUCUUUCAUUUGACCCUUUUUAUUGUUACUUUUUGCUUUUUUUCAUUGCUCAUGUAAAACACCUUUCCUCAAAAAAAUUUAAAUAACUAUCAAUAAAAUGUUAAACUGGCGAAACAAACAAAAUUAAAGCAAGAUUUAUGAAAAAUACAGUUGAAAGUAGAAGUAGCUUUCAAUGUUAAAAAAAGGGGAAAUGAUGCAGGAAAAGACAUUACCCUAAACCCUUGUUUUUCCUACCUAAUAUUUUAUGCACUGCACAUUAACCAGCAGAUUGUGGGGCUCAAACUACCGUGUAUCCUUAUCUAGAGUAAUGUUUUGAAUAACCAAAAUCUCUUAAGGCUUCACUAGUGACAGUAAAAUGACUGCGGGUGUUUACUGCUGUUGAAUGUCUCUGUUCAUGUCCUGUCUGACAUCAUGGUCUCUGGUACCUUGUGCCUUUUGUAAUUCAUGUUAUUGUACUUUAAACCGCUUUUGAUACAACAACUGUGUGACUAAUAUGCCAAAAUAAUGACCUGUGACUUUUUUGCAUCUUCGCUCGUUACUUUGGUGUGUAAAAUCCGAGAGGAGAGGGGAAAAAUGGCAUUGGGCUCAGAUGUAAAAGAUGUAAUCUAGGAUUUAAAAUGAUAUUCCACACAAACACACGCGUGACAGGUGGCUGUAAAAAGUUUGAAUCUGUGUGAGUUAACAAUGGACUCCAAUGAUAACGUGUCUUCAGAAUAUAGAAAAACAUAUAUCAAAACAUCUCUAACCACUCCUGCGACAGAAUAAUCAAUCACUAUAAUCAGCUGUAAGAAAAUCAUGACAUCAUUCAGCUGAGACAGUGGUCACAUUGUUUAGACAAUGACACAAAUUGGUGGACUUCUGUUAAACCUUACUGGCACGGACUGAAAAUGAGAGCUGAGACUGUGGAUCCACGCAGGUCUUCUGCCUCCCUGUGCCACUUGCUGUGACUGUUUUUAUUUUUGAGGGAGGGCGUCAGACACGAUCAAUCAACCUCUCAAUCACUUGUAACAUUGCAGCUUCUGUCUGUGCCACUGUUCCACUUUGUGCCAUUUGUUUAGCUCACGUGGGGAUGCAAAAUGGCACAAAUCGUUUAGAGGCUCCUGCAACUGAACCAGACAGUGAUUUGAACCAGAUCUAACUGUAAUGUGUCUUUCUGUUUAAAUAUCCCUGAAUACAUCAAAAGGCCAAAUUACUGUAUGUUUAUACUGUACCUCUAUAUAUUUUCUAUUUUACUAUAAGAAAAAAAGUGAUUUUCUAGUCAUUUACACAUAUAUAACUGUGUGGAUUCUAUUUGAUAAUUUUAGCCUGGAAAUAUUGAUCAUGUUUAUAGUUUUAAUGGAAUGUUAUCUCUUUUUAUCUUUAUGAUUACAGUAGCAUCUUAAUGUCUAUACCCGUUUCUCCAGCCAUAAACUGGUGCAGUCUGUAUAUAGCAACAUGUUGAAGCAACAUGAUUUAAGAUUUUUUUCAAACCUUGUGUAUGAUUUAAAUAAUUAAAAUAAAAUGUUCUACUC